Contarinia nasturtii (swede midge) is the source of this 1936-nucleotide messenger RNA. RefSeq names its product AP-2 complex subunit mu (gene AP-2mu). Gene Ontology annotation, molecular function: clathrin-cargo adaptor activity. The transcript is spliced from 9 exons. Gene Ontology annotation, biological process: clathrin-dependent endocytosis; intracellular protein transport. The coding region runs from base 429 to 1745 and encodes 438 amino acids. NCBI's taxonomy places the organism in Eukaryota, Metazoa, Arthropoda, Insecta, Diptera, Cecidomyiidae. The record is from RefSeq and is a predicted model, not a curated record. Gene Ontology annotation, cellular component: cytoplasmic vesicle; AP-2 adaptor complex.
UCGGACCAUUUGUCGUUGUGUGUAUUGUUUGUUUGCGUGUGUAUGCAUAUAGGAACGGUGCACAACAAACAAUUUCUCUAUAUAAUUUUUCUGUGAAAAGAAAACGAAAAAUAGAAUUAAACGAGAGUAACAAAAAAAAAUACGCGAUACGCUGCCACCUUUCGGAUUUAAAUUGUUUAGAUAACAUAACCCGUAUAUCAUUUGCAUGUUCGGCCAUUCCCAAUGGAUGGACAAAUAAGUGGAUAAGAACAAUAAGAAUCUGAACAGUAACUUUUGUUGUCUACAAAAAUUGUACGUGGUGUUUGUGUGUGUGUAUCAAGCGAGAACGUGAAAAAAUAAGAACGGUCACUGGAGAGGGAGCAAAGAGUUAGUGCAUUUUAUUCCUCUCAUCGGCUGGCUGUUGUGGGAAUAAAAUCAAUUGGCAAAACAUGAUUGGCGGUCUAUUUGUGUAUAAUCACAAAGGUGAAGUGUUGAUUUCACGAGUUUAUCGAGAUGACAUUGGCCGUAAUGCAGUUGAUGCGUUCCGUGUUAAUGUCAUUCAUGCUCGGCAACAAGUGAGAUCACCCGUUACCAACAUUGCACGCACAAGUUUCUUUCAUAUCAAACGAGCUAAUAUUUGGUUAGCAGCCGUCACCAAGCAAAAUGUCAAUGCAGCUAUGGUAUUUGAGUUUCUGCUCAAGAUUAUCGAUGUGAUGCAUUCAUAUUUUGGUAAAAUAUCCGAGGAGAAUAUCAAAAAUAAUUUUGUGCUUAUCUAUGAAUUGUUGGAUGAAAUUUUGGACUUUGGCUACCCACAAAAUACGGAUACAGGCGUACUGAAAACAUUCAUCACUCAGCAAGGCAUUAAAUCGGCAACGAAGGAAGAACAAGCCCAAAUCACAUCUCAAGUAACAGGGCAAAUUGGUUGGCGUCGCGAAGGUAUCAAAUACCGUCGAAAUGAAUUAUUUUUGGACGUACUCGAAUACGUCAAUCUUUUGAUGAGCCCACAAGGUCAAGUAUUGUCGGCUCACGUUGCUGGAAAAGUUGUUAUGAAGUCUUAUUUAUCAGGUAUGCCUGAGUGUAAGUUUGGCAUCAACGAUAAACUUGUGAUGGAAGCUAAAGGCCGUGGUGUUAUAUCGGGCAAUGCAGAAGCAGAAACAUCACGUUCGGGCAAACCAGUUGUUGUGAUUGAUGAUUGUCAAUUUCAUCAAUGUGUGAAAUUGAGCAAAUUUGAAACGGAACAUUCCAUCAGCUUCAUACCACCAGAUGGUGAAUUUGAAUUGAUGCGAUAUCGCACCACAAAAGAUAUAUCGUUGCCAUUCCGUGUAAUACCAUUGGUGCGAGAGGUUGGACGAACAAAAAUGGAAGUCAAGGUGGUGCUCAAAUCGAAUUUCAAGCCAUCCUUGUUGGGCCAAAAAAUUGAGGUAAAAAUUCCAACGCCUCUAAAUACAUCUGGUGUGCAAUUGAUUUGUCUGAAAGGCAAAGCAAAAUACAAGGCGUCUGAUAAUGCCAUCGUGUGGAAAAUCAGGCGUUUGGCUGGUAUGAAAGAUACGCAAUUAUCGGCCGAAAUUGAAUUGUUGGAAACGGAUACGAAAAAGAAAUGGACACGACCUCCAAUUUCCAUGAACUUCGAAGUACCGUUUGCUCCAUCCGGUUUCAAGGUUCGUUAUUUGAAAGUGUUCGAGCCAAAAAUCAACUAUUCGGAUCAUGAUGUUAUCAAGUGGGUGCGUUAUAUUGGUCGCAGCGGUUUGUACGAGACAAGAUGUUAGAGUGCCGUUUCAACGAAACGCAGAACAGAAGAAAAAAUAUAGUGAAAACGAUGAUAAUUCGAUUAAGGAGCACAACAUGAUCUACCGUCAUCUCUGCAAAUAUAUUACACACCAUUAGAAACAAAAACAUACCAAUUGUUUCAGCUCCUGAAACAAAUAAUCGAUAAAAAAAAAAAAACAAACAGUUUUUU